Lactuca saligna is the source of this 1119-nucleotide messenger RNA. The record is from the annotation of a GenBank genome assembly. NCBI's taxonomy places the organism in Eukaryota, Viridiplantae, Streptophyta, Magnoliopsida, Asterales, Asteraceae.
AUGGACGUCCAUUCAUCUGCGAAGAAUUCACCUGCGGAGAUCGAGAUCAAGGUGCAUAGCAUCCCUCCACCAGUCCGCUAUCCGCCUUUAUACACACAACCACCACCUCUAAUCCACCACCAUAUUCCUCCGCCUCCUCUAUAUUAUCAUUUUUCCGAGGAAUGGUUUCCCUGGUUAGUGCCCUUCAUCUUCAUCGUCAACGUAGCCCUAUUCGUUCUCUCGAUGUAUAUCAACAACUGCCCCCUCCAUUCCCGUAGUUGUAUCGGUGUACAAAUGCUUCAACGUUUCGCCUUCGAGAAUGUCCAAGAAAACCCCCUUCUUGGCCCUUCCUCCGCAACGCUAUUAAAAAUGGGAGCAUUGGAUGCAAAUAAAGUGAUCCAAGAAGGACAACAAUGGCGUAUUGUCACUUCCAUGUGGUUGCACGCCGGCGUCCUCCAUAUUUUCACCAAUAUGUUAAAUCUCCUUGCGGUUGGAAUUCGCCUCGAACAGGAGUUUGGUUUUGCUUGUUGUCAUCUUUGUUUCUCCGCAAAAACAUUUCCGUUGGUGCAUCUGGAGCACUAUUCGGUUUACUUGGAGCAAUGCUUUUCUGAACUACUUACGAAUUGGACUAUUUAUGCCAACAAAUUGGCAACAUCGACAAUGCUCAUUCUCAUGAUCCUUAUUGGCCUAAUGGUUGGAAUCCUCCCACACGUAGACAACUUUGCACAUAUAGGAGGAUUCAUCACAGGAUUCUUUCUCGGUUUUAUCCUUUUGGUUCAUCCACAUUCCAAUCGGAUAAACCAAACUAUCGCUCCUCAUGGUUACUACACAAAAUCGAAAUACAAGUCAUGUCAACACAUAUUCCUUGUUCUUUCCGUAAUAGCUUUAUCUGUGUUGUUUACAAUGGGAUUUGUGUUCCUUUUUCGGAAAGUAAAUGGAAACGAUUAUUGUUCUUGGUGUCAUUAUCUAAGUUGUGUGCCUACGCCUCUAUGGAGCUGUGAUCCACUGUGCAAUUCGAUACAAUUAGGCAACCAACUAAAUUUGACAUGCCUAGACAAUGGAAAGUCGAGGUCGUAUACACUUCCGGCAGGUUAUGGUGUUAUCUCGGUUCAAGAACUUUGUUCAAAGCUGUGCAUCUAA